UCUAGACUGAAUAAAUCCGAUCCAGUCCACAAAACCGGCUAAGCUCGGACCAGACCGAGAUCACCCCAUAAUAGAUCACAUGGUUCAGAACGUUGCCAGACAGCCGCCGGUAAGCACACUCCGUGCCACCGCAACCGUAGUCCUCCGUACACCAAUGGUAGUCAAACCACGAAACGAGACCUGACAAUAUUCUCCAGAUGGGUCUAGGUUUUGGAACUCCACCUUCUGCCGCUGCCGCUGCCGCUGCCGCUGCUGCUGCUGCUUCUUCUUCUGCUGUUUUGGCAUCAUCGUCUUCUACGAGAGCAGCCCCGAAAGGUAAGCUUUCUUCUUUGUUCAGAUACGCACACGAACCCACUACUUCAAAUACCGACUCUUCACAAAAAGAGCCAUGUCCACAUAAACCCAUUUCAAGCCCCAAAAUUGUACAAAGAAACCUACUUUCCGAUGCUCAUGUCCAAAUCCCAGUAGAAAAAUUCUUGAAAACCAUCUCUAAGUCCAGCAACAUCACUCUUAAUGAAGCGUUGCACCUCUUCGAUCACAUGCUUCGGUUGCAACCAGCUCCACCGAUUCCUUCGUUCAAUCAUUUGCUUGGUGCAGUUUCUAGGAAUAAGCAUUAUUCUAGUGUGAUUUCACUUUUCAAAAGAAUGCAGUCAUCUGGGCUGCCUUCUAGUAUUUUUACUCUGAACAUUUUGCUUAAUUGCUUUUGUAAUGUAAAUCGGGUUUGCGACGGUUUUGUUGUUAUGGGGAGUAUUCUGAGGAGGGGUUAUAGUCCCAACACUGUGACUUAUACAUCUUUGAUUAAGGGAUUGUGUAAAGUGGGUAGGGUUGGUGAGGCAGUCGGGUUAUUUCAGAAAAUGGUCAAGUUGGGUUGCGGGCCUAGUGUGAUUACAUGUGGAACUUUGAUUAAUGGGUUGUGUCGAACAGGCAAUACAGGUGUUGCGGUUGGGUUACAUGAAGAAAUGGUCAGUGGUCAAUUUGGUGCUGAGUGUAAGCCUAAUGUGGUUUCCUAUGGUAUGAUUAUUGAUGGGCUUUGUAAGGAUGGGACAAUAGAGAAGGCAAAAGAACUUUUCUGGGAAAUGAAGGGAAAGAGAAUUUUUCCGGAUGUGUUUGUUUAUAACUCUCUAAUACAUGGUUUAUGUUGCAAGGGUAAAUGGGAAGAGGCUAAAAGUUUGUUUAACGACAUGGUGGAUCAAGGCAUCCAACCUAAUGUUGUGACGUUUAAUGUGUUGAUUGAUGCGCUUUGCAAUGAGGGGAAGAUGAAAGAAGCAAAUGGGUUGUUUGAAUUGAUGACUCAAAGAGGUGAGGAUCCUGACAUAUUUACUUACAACACAUUGAUGGAUGGGUUCUGCUUGGUGGGCAGGCUUGUUGAUGCAAGGAAGCUCUUUGAUUCAAUGACUAGAAAAGGACAAAAACCUGAUGUUGUAAGCUACAAUGUACUGAUGAAUGGAUAUUGCAAGAAUUGGAAGAUGGAGGCAGCUAUGAAUUGCUAUAGGGAAAUGAUUCACAAUAAAGUUAUGCCAACACUUGUAACGUUUCGCAUAUUAAUUACUGGUCUAUUUAUGGCAGGUAAGGUUGAGGAUGCACAGAAGCUAUUAGUUGAGAUACAAGUUCAUGAUCCAGUACCAGACUCAUUUGCUUAUAAAAUAAUCUUGGAAUGGCUUUGCAAGAAUGAUCCUUUUCCAAAGGCAAUGGAAUUAUUUAAUAGUUUAGAAGAUUGCAAAGUUGAACCAAGCAUUACAACUUACAACGGCCUCAUUAAUUGGUUGUGUAAAGCAGGGAAAAUUGAAGUUUCCUGGCAGAUAUUUCGUAGAUUAUCUGAUAGAGGCUUGGUGCCAACUCUUGUUACAUAUUCUAUCAUGAUUCAUGGGUUCUGUAGGGUAAAGGACUUGGAAAAGGCAAAUGAUUUGUUUUUAGAAAUGGAAGAAAAGGGUUGUGCUCCAAAUGUAGUCAUAUAUAAUGCACUUAUGCGCGGUUUCUGCGAGAAUAAUGAGUUGCAAAAGGUGCUUGAACUUCUUCACAAAAUGGUGGAGAGAGAAUUGUCACCCGAUGACUCCACAGUCUCCAUAGUACUAGACUUACUUUCUAAGGAUGAAAAGUAUCGUGAAUGUUUGGAUCUGCUACCAACAUUUCCUACCCAAGAGCCACGAGGUUGUAAUGAUGGAUUUUCACUAUGAUUUUUACUUACCAAUUCUAUCUUCAAGGUACCUAGGGGGGACAACUCUUACACUAACAAAAAGUUACAAAAUGUGAAGGCUUGUCACUGCACUGUCCAAAAUCCCAAUUCUAACUCUUCUCAAGCAAAGGGGCUUUAAGGGUUUGGUCUAGUGAAGUUUGUGUUGGGGCUUGUGAAAUUGAUGAUCUUGAGUAGUGAAGUUGCAUUUGGUAAUUGAUUGGGAUGUUUGUUGGACUACCCGGAAAUAAGAAGCUUGCACUAAAAAUGAUUGUAUUGAUCAUCUUCACGCUCCCCUGGUGGUAAAUUGCAGCUGAUAGAAAAAUAUUAUUUUCUGUGAUUUCUCAAGCUGCAAGGAGAUUCACAAUGUUAUUUGGAGGAGCUUCUUCAAGUGCUUCAGAACUUAUUCGGUGGGCCUGUGAAGAAACUAAAGUGUUUGUUGUUUGUUUUAAUAUGUAUGUUAAGUCCAUCUCAGAAACAAGUGGUGGAUUGCCCAAGGUUGUAGAAUCUGUGCAAUUUGCAAUGUUAUUUUGAUCUUUGUUAGGAAGUCAGUCAUUAGUGUUGCGGCCUUUCUUAAUCAAACAUAUUUGUCCUGGUAUGGAAGUGGUUUUACAGAUUCAUAUGGACCACUAUAAGAAAGUUGUUUCUAUCUUUACAGCAACUGAAUCUUGGGUUUUGGAUAGAUAUCUUGUAUCGGGUGUAGUAAAUGAAACUUGUUCUUCUAUCAUUGUUGGGAAACAACCGGAAUAUUGCCUGGCUCACCAGCAGCAGCUGGAAGUUUUUGACACUGUUACAGAGAUGACUUGGAUAAUGGAUGGGCUAUAAAUUCUACUAAUGAAGCAAUAACAAAACUACUGAUGAUCGAAAAAAGCAAUACGCUUUUAAAUGAUGAUUCUGUUGGUGUUGUUGACGAGGAAUUGCGUGAAGACCAAUUUGAGCAUGUGAGUACUCUAAUGAAGAGACAGAUUGUUCAGAUUAUAUAAGAUGCUAGAGUUACUCAGAUUAUUCCAUGAAGUCAUGUCAUGAUGUAGAAGGUAAUAUUGCAUUGGAAACCGAUCUUAAUGAAGAGACAAUGAUAGCAUGAAUACAGAGUUAAACCCUCCUGAAGAGUU
Molecule: messenger RNA, 3282 nt
Organism: Juglans regia (Persian walnut)
Lineage: Eukaryota; Viridiplantae; Streptophyta; Magnoliopsida; Fagales; Juglandaceae
Product: putative pentatricopeptide repeat-containing protein At1g12700, mitochondrial
Exons: 2
Coding region: 198-2174 (658 amino acids)
Molecular function (GO): protein binding
Source: RefSeq, a predicted model, not a curated record